AUGCCUCAGCACAACGACGUGUUGUAUCUCGUUGCGCAGUAUCUACAGGCUGCGGGGCUUUAUGCCAGCUCUUUAGUGUUGCAAGAGGAGAGUGGACUGGAUGUGACGUGGUUACGCGGCUACUCGCAUGAAGUGGCGCUGCUAAGGCGCUGGAUUUUCGCUGGAGACGUAACGAGAGCUCGAGCGUUGUUGCAGCCUUUGACGACUUUUAGCGAUUUGAAGUGCUUUGAGUCGCUAGUACCACUGUUCCGAGCACCUGUGGAUACGAGCGAAAGCGACGUGUUCAAGUAUGUUGCAAUGCCGAAAUUGCAGCUUAAGGGAUUGCAUUUCAGUGUCGUGUACUGA
Molecule: messenger RNA, 345 nt
Organism: Phytophthora infestans T30-4
Lineage: Eukaryota; Oomycota; Peronosporomycetes; Peronosporales; Peronosporaceae
Exons: 3
Coding region: 1-345 (114 amino acids)
Molecular function (GO): protein binding
Source: RefSeq, a predicted model, not a curated record